AUGGUUAGCUGUGACGACUGUGAACGGUGGUUUCAUUUUGACUGCGUCGGAGUUAACGCAGAUGUGGCCAACCACGAUUGGAGCUGUCAGGAAUGCAUCGUUGCCAGAGUUCCUGCUCCACGACCGCCGCAUCCACGAACUCCUACAGGUGAGCCUUUACUGCACCCGCAGUCACCAGUUCCACUUCUGCCCACACCGCAAACACCAAUCUCGCCGGUACCCUCACCACGACUGCAAACUCCGCGAACACCGAUCGUGCCACCGCGUAGUCCGUUGCCAAAUCCGCAACCACCUACACCACGUCCUCGGACACCACGAUUUCCAAAUCUGCAGCCACCAACCCCACGUCCGCGUACUCCACGAACACCGAUUGUGCCACCGGAUGUGCCGCUAGUUCCCAGACAAGCCUUUGUUGAUCCCGAUCUAGUUAACAAACUUCCUACUGAGCUCCGGAUCCAGCUGUUGGAAGAAGAGGAAGCCAUCGAGCGCAAGUUUAUGUUACGUAGGUUUCAGCUUUUGCUUGACUCAUCAGCGAGUUUCAAACCUGUGGUUCAAGGCAACUGUAACAGAAGUGAUCCAGCACGUAACGAUGUAAGAGAUGAUCCUGUUUUUCAUUCGUCGCCUAUGAACGAUCAUCGUCGCAACAUUCCACCAUUUGCUCCACCUAUGGUCCACCAAAAUCGUAACGAGUCAACAUUCAUUCCGCGUCUGAGAGAGCAACAACUGUACGUCCCGGUUGACGUUCCACCUUUGGUCAACAAUCGACCCAAUUUUUCGGCCAUUGAUCCACCUCGAGUCAAUCAACAGCGGCAUAUACCGGCAGUUAAUCCAGCCUACCAACGACCCAAUGCUUCGACGUUUGCUCCUCCUCAGACCGACCAGCGUCCGCAUAUUCCAUUGUUUUCCCAGCCGAAUCACCAUCAGCACCAGAACGCUUCCGCGUUUGCCCCAUAUGUUGGUCUUCCGCGUCCUACUGCUCAAGUGAACCACCCAUAUGACUAUCAUGACUUUCCUUCCGCCAUGGGAGCAACGGCGCUGCUGAAUGGAAGCCAAAUCGCCGCUCGUCAUGCGGUCUCGAAGGAGUUACCAGUAUUCACCGGUGAACCAGAAGAGUGGCCGCUAUUCUUUGCGUCCUUUGAGAACACCACACACCUCUGCGGAUUUUCACCCGAAGAAAACAUGGUUCGUCUGCAGAAGUGCCUCAAAGGAAAAGCGCUGGAAGCGGUGAGAUGUCAGCUAUUGCACCCUAGCAACCUGGAACAAGUAAUCUCCACGCUAAAGAUGCUUUUUGGGCGUCCAGAAAUCAUAGUACAUUCACUGCUGCAGAAAAUUAAUAUUCUGCCUGCUCCCAAAGCGGAUCGUCUUGGUACGCUUGUUGAUUUCGCUUUGGCCGUGCGUAAUAUGGUGGCUACCGUUAAAGCCUGUCAAUUAGAGGAGCACCUAUGCAACCUCACUCUUCUGCACAGCUUAACUGAACGGCUUCCUCCGAUGAUUCGAUUGAAUUGGGCGACUCAUCGACAGUCUCUUCAUGCCGUGACGAUAUCAGAGUUCAGUGACUGGCUAUACAACCUAGCGGAAGCAGCUAGUACCGUGACAAUGCCACAGUUUUCAAGUUCAUUCGACAGCAAAUCUCAUCGCGGGCGGAAGGAUGAUGGAUUCUUGAACGCUCACACCGAAAUAGAUGCGAAGGUUAAGCAACCCGAAGUUAGCGGUGGUUGCCUCGUCUGCCAUGGAGAUUGCGUUGCAGUUGAGAAGUGCGAGAAAUUUCUGUCGUUCGGUCUUUCCGUUCGAUGGGACACACUCCGGGAGUACAAGCUAUGCCGUAGUUGCCUGGGCAACCAUCGUGGUCCCUGUAAGAUUGGAAAACUAUGUGGGAAGAAUGGCUGCCAGUACAAACAUCAUCGGCUUCUGCACAACGAUGCGAAGGAUAAACAAGAGACGUUGUCAUCCAGUUCGGACAACCGUGGUCCUCAGCUAGGAACCAAAAGUUCGCCAGAAACCGAAUCAUGCAACACGCAUCGUGGAGGAAAUAAAGCUGUAUUAUUCCAGUACAUUCCAGUUAUUUUGUACCACAAUGGAAUUGAGCUGCGUACACAUGCAUUCCUGGACAGUGGAUCUUCCCUGACAUUGAUGGAGGAGAGUUUGGCGAAAGAAUUGAACCUGCGAGGUGAGAAGUAUCCACUUUGUCUGCGCUGGACUGCUGAUACAUGCCGAUAUGAAAAAGAUGCCACAAUUGUCUCUUUGAGCAUCUCCGGCACGCACAGCAGUAGUAGCCAGCACAGCCUGUCGGAGGUCUACACUGUUAAAGAUCUGAAGCUUCCGUCACAAUCUCUUCCUGCACGUAAGCUGUCAGGAAAGUACGCUCAACUUAAGGGUCUGCCGAUAGAACCAUACAACAACGUUCGUCCAAAGCUAUUAAUCGGGAUGAGCAAUGUUAGGGUACUGCAUCCCCUAGAAGGCCGUGAAGGAAAGCUAGAUGAGCCUGUAGCAGUUAAGACACGUCUAGGUUGGACGGUCUAUGGCACUUGUCCGUCGGCAGGUGGUAUGGCAUCAGAUGAAACUCCACACAACUUCCAUAUCUGCUUCCAUUCUCACGGUUCGGACGAAAGUCUGCACGAAGCUGUCAAGAACUAUUUCGCACUUGACAGUUUAGGCAUCAGUGUGCAACGAAAUCAGCUACUCUCCAAGGAAGAUGAACGCGCUUUGGCAAAACUGCAAGAAACUACAUCCUUCAAGGACGGGCAAUACGAAGUAGGCCUACUCUGGAAAUUUGACGACGUGCGUUUGCCCAACAACCGUACCAUGGCAUUGAGACGUCACCGUUGCUUGACAAAGAGGAUGGAACGUGAGCCUGAUUUAUCAGAGACAUUGCGGGAAAAAAUGGCGGACUACGAGCGCAAAGGGUACAUUCGCAAACUCACACCCGAAGAGAGCCGAAAGACCGGAAAUCGAACAUGGUACCUGCCGAUAUUCCCGGUGUUCAACCCCAACAAACCAGGGAAAGUUCGGAUAGUGUUCGAUGCAGCCGCUUGUUUUGGAGGUGUCUCCCUGAAUUCUAUGUUGAUGAAAGGCCCAGAUCAAUUGAAUGAUCUUCCACCUGUGCUGUAUAAGUUUCGAGAAAGGUUGAUAGGCCUGGGAGGCGACUUAGCGGAGAUGUUUCAUCAGAUGCGGAUGAAAGCUGAAGAUGAAGAUAGUCAGCGGAUCGUGUGGUGCGCUAACGCAGACACAACAGAACCAUGUGACUACGUGAUGCAGGUGGUGACAUUCGGUGCUACAUGUUCACCCAGCACGGCGGGCUACAAAUGGUGA
This is a messenger RNA of Ochlerotatus camptorhynchus, 3309 nucleotides long. RefSeq lists its product as uncharacterized. Lineage: Eukaryota; Metazoa; Arthropoda; Insecta; Diptera; Culicidae. Bases 1 to 3309 code for a protein of 1102 amino acids. The record is from RefSeq and is a predicted model, not a curated record. The transcript has a single exon.